CCGCGGCAGCCGCCGCGCCUCCGGCCGCGGCCGCGGCGGGGCGUGCCUGGGGGGCGCCGUGGUGGAUGCCCAGGUCUCUGGCGGAUGCGGCGGCCGUCGUGGCGGCCGUGCUGGUCCCCUGCUGGGCGUGCGUCUGGGCCGCCCCGGGCGCGCUGGACGAGGGCCUCCGCGGGGGCGUGCGCGGCGUCCCGCUGGCGCUAUGCGUCGGGACGGGCGCCGCAGCCAUGCUGCUCGUGUCCCUGGCCCUGCGGCGCGGCCGCAAGCGGGCCGGGGCGGGCGCGGCCUCGGACGGCUCCAGGCCCCGCGCCGCACCGACCGGCCUGCGGGGCCGCGGCGACUGCUGCGGCCCAGGCACGCCGGAGUCGGAGCCCAUCAGGUGGAGUUUCGUGCCGUCCACAGGUGUAUUCCAGGCGAACAUGGACCACCCGAUCUCGUUCGAGAACGAGCUGGCCUCCCUGAAGGGCAUCGCCAUGCACCGGCCGACGCACGCCCCGGCGCGGGAGGCGUCCGGCAACUACCCGUACAGCUGGCACUUCUGCGGGAAGAAGCGGGUAUGGGAGGUCCGCGUGCAGAUGCGCUUCAAGUCGCUCCCGCAGGGUCCCCUGUACUUCGGCGUUGAGACCCGCUACGUUCCCUUCGAGAUGUCCGUGACCGUCAAGUCGUUCAAGAACAUGGUGGUGCGCGCCAUGCAGACGAUCGGGGGCGAUCUCUACCAGUCCUCGGGGGACAACCCCGCGACGACCGUCGGCGAGGCCGAGUCGCCGUGCUGCGUGUUCCCCCUGUGGGCCAUCGACCAGUUCCACGUGUGCGAUCCCGGCGAGGAGCCAGACAUAACAGGCGACCUCGAGGGCUACGGCAUGCGGCGCAACGAUGGCAUGAAGGCGUACAUCCGCUCUCUCAAGGAGACGCUGGAGAACCUCUCGACGGAGAAGGUGUACACCUUCAGCAUCUGGGGCGUGUCGCCGUACCUGGACGCCAUUCAUUGGGAGUUCCGUGGCCUGUGGCGGGGCUUCAAGCUGGACGCAAACAGGGUCGCCGGCAGCCCGCCCCUCUACAUCGUCAUGUACGACAUGCCAGGCUACGACCCGUGCGGUGCGGACCAGCGGCACCUGGCCUCCUUGAAGAGGUACUACAUAAAGGUGGCCAUGUGGAGCACCAUCCGCCCAGUGGACGAGGAGUCGCUCAGGAGCAUCGGCGUGGACACGAAGGCCGCCGACGGCGAGGUCCCGGGCCAGCGCCACGAGCGACACAACGGGGGCGGCAAGCUCGCGCGCUGGCUGAGCAACGCUGUGGACGUGUUCUCCUGUUGCAGCCCCGACGCCCGCUUCUGCCGCUCGGCCUCCCCGGGCGCCGAUGGCUCCCUCCAGGGCGGCUCGUCGCAGACGCCGCGGCGACCCUGGCCUGCUCGGGGCGCUAGGUGAUGCCAGCGGCCAGGUGCCCCGCCCGCUGGAGCCCAGCGGCGCCCCGACCGGGUGCCCGCCCGACCCCCGCCCGGCAGCUGCCGUGCCGCUCGGCGGCCCGGCCGUCGGUUCCCCUCCGCGGUCGCGCGUCGGUCUGAGCGGGGGCAGCGCCAGAGGGGGGGGGCCACGCC
Molecule: messenger RNA, 1591 nt
Organism: Prorocentrum cordatum
Lineage: Eukaryota; Dinophyceae; Prorocentrales; Prorocentraceae
Source: the annotation of a GenBank genome assembly